CGGAGAAGCAGAAGGUUGUGUUGUGGUCAGCAGUCCACGCCUCCGCGCUCAUACAGUGUUGUUGGAGGAGCAGAAACAAGAGCUGAACUGUUGAAGAUUUUCCACAGGCACAGAUUCAGAGACUGAGAUUUUCAUAUUCAGGAACUGAUUUUCAGCAGAGAAUUGCAUAAAGUUCUGCUAAGGGCUGGGAUAGGCUCCAGCACCCCACCGUGACCCAGAAGGAUAAGCGGUUUAGAUGAUAAAUGAUUGACGUCCUGUUUCAAGUCUUCUCUUGCUCCUAGUGUCUGCUUUGCUAAGCUGCUAAAACAGACGAAGUAUAACAAUAUGGCUCCCAGAAGAUGCUCCAGUACUCAGCAAAUGUCAUCUGGUACCCUACAAAUGAACACAUCACACAGACAAACACAGAAACGCAGCAAGGAGAGAACUCCCUACUGCUUAGACUGUGGAAAGAGUUUUACUCGACAGAGCAGUCUCAAAAUACACCAGCGCAUUCACAUGGGAGUGAAGCCGUAUCACUGCUCAGAAUGUGGAAAGAGUUUUAAUCAUCAUAGUAAUUUUCAACGACACCAGCACAUUCACACAGGAGAGAAACAGUAUCACUGCUCAGAGUGUGAGAAGGGUUUCUAUCGACUGAGUAAUCUCCAGCGACACCAGCGCAUUCACACAGGAGAGAAGCCGUAUCACUGCUCAGAUUGUGGGAAGAGUUUUACGCAACAGAGGCAUCUCCAACAACACCAGCUCAUUCACACAGGAGAGAAGCCGUAUCACUGCACGAAGUGUGGGAAGAGUUUUACUCAACAGAACACUCUCAUAUCACACCAGCUCAUUCACACAGAAGAGAAGCCGUAUCACUGCACAGAGUGUGGGAGGAGGUUCAGUCGACACAAUACUCUUCAACGACACCAGCGCAUUCACACAGGAGAGAAGCCGUAUCACUGCUCAGAGUGUGGGAAGAGUUUUGCUUUACAAAGUACUUUCCAAAAACACCAGCAUAUUCACACAGGGGAGAAGCCGUACUACUGCUCAGAGUGUGGGAAGAGUUUCAGGCAUGCAAAUACUGUGAAGACACACAAUCUCAAAAUACACCAGCGCAUUCACACAGGAGAGAAACCAUAUCACUGCUCUGAGUGUGGCAAGAGUUUUAAUCAACGAAGUCAUCUUCAACAACACAAACACAUUCACGCCCGAGAGAAGCCGUAUCACUGCUCAGAGUGUGGGAAGAGUUUUACUCGACAGGCUACUCUCCAAAUACACCAGUACAUUCACACCGGAGAGAAGCCGUAUCAUUGCUUAGUGUGUGGGAAGAGUUUUAAUCAAUCGAGUCAUCUCCGACAGCACAAGCGCAUUCACACAGGAGAGAAGCCGUAUCACUGCUCAGAGUGUGGGAAGAGUUUUACUCGACAGGCUACCCUCCAAAUACACCAGCACAUUCACACCGGAGAGAAGCCGUAUCACUGCUUAGAGUGUGGGAGGAGUUUUAAUCAACAGUGUCAUCUUCGACAACACAAGCACGUUCACACAGGAGAGAAGCCGUAUUACUGCUCAGAAUGUGGGAGGAGUUUUAGUCGUCAGAGUCAUCUUCAGCAACACCAGCACAUUCAUACAGGAGAGAAACCGUAUUACUGCUCAGAGUGUGGGAAGAGUUUUAAUCAAAAGAGUAAUCUCCAACAACACAUGCAUAUUCAUAGAGGACAGAAGCCGUAUCACUGUUUAGAGUGUGGGAAGAGUUUUAAUCGUCUGAAUCAUCUCCAAAGACACCAGCGCAUUCACACAGGAGAGAAACCAUGUUACUCUUCAGAGUGUGGGAAGAGUUUCAGGCAUUCAAAGACUGUGAAGACACACAAGUGCACUAAGAGCAGUGGUGGAAAUGGACAAUAAUAGUUAUAACCGUAACACAUUCUGGGAAUACAGUUCUCCAGGGAAUGGUGCUUGCAGCCCAGAUUUGAAACUGUUUUUUGAGGGAAAACCACCUUUUGUUGUUUUGCGCUGCUUCAAAAACAUGAGCAAAAAAUUAACCAUAACUUCCUGUGCUGAACACCCAGUCAAGCCUACAGCUUAUACACCCAGUGAGAAGGAGUGGUACUUCAAAUUUCCCCCGAAAUUAGUUUCAUAUUCAGUUUAUGUUGAAAACAAUCGAGAAGCUCCACAUUCAAUACUAAGAAAUUCUUUACCUACUAAUUUAGUAUAUUUUACAUACAAUAGUGUGUCUGAUGUGAUAAUGGAUGUUUUAAUGAAUGUUUGACAGUGUGCUUAGCUUCUUGAUCCCCUCUUUUGCUCCUUUGAUUCCUACAUGUUAACUACUAGCUUGUUGCAGUAAAGUGCCACAUUGUCUUCCUUUUUAAUCAUUAGAUGUUUU
This is a messenger RNA of Colossoma macropomum (tambaqui), 2356 nucleotides long. Its product is annotated as zinc finger protein 420-like. The transcript has 5 exons. Gene Ontology annotation, biological process: negative regulation of transcription by RNA polymerase II. Bases 325 to 1878 code for a protein of 517 amino acids. Lineage: Eukaryota; Metazoa; Chordata; Actinopteri; Characiformes; Serrasalmidae. Gene Ontology annotation, molecular function: DNA-binding transcription repressor activity, RNA polymerase II-specific. The record is from RefSeq and is a predicted model, not a curated record.